This is a messenger RNA of Phaedon cochleariae (mustard beetle), 997 nucleotides long. Lineage: Eukaryota; Metazoa; Arthropoda; Insecta; Coleoptera; Chrysomelidae. The record is from the annotation of a GenBank genome assembly.
CUUUUUGUUUCAGAAAUAGCAAAAGUCCGAGCUAGUUUAUUUCAAAUAAAUGGUGUAAAAAAGGAGCCUUUAGUAUUACCAGAGCCAGAUGGCCCUGUUACGACGCUUACAGAAAAAGUUUACGUGCCAGUUAAAGAACAUCCAGACUUCAAUUUUGUAGGAAGGAUUCUGGGUCCUCGAGGAAUGACUGCGAAACAGUUGGAACAAGAAACGGGCUGCAAAAUAAUGGUCAGAGGGAAGGGCUCGAUGAGGGACAAAAAAAAGGAGGAUCAAAAUAGAGGCAAACCCAACUGGGAACACCUUUCCGAUGAACUGCACGUCCUUCUCACUGUCGAAGACACGGAGAACAGGGCGCAGGUCAAGUUACAAAGGGCCGUGGACGAAGUCAGAAAACUACUAGUACCUCAAGCCGAUGGAGAAGAUGAACUGAAAAAGAGGCAAUUGAUGGAAUUAGCCAUAAUAAAUGGAACAUACAGGGAUUCAACGUCAAAAGCGGCAUCAGUAGCAGCAGAAUUCUUCAUUCCAGCGUGCGACGAGGAGUGGCGCCGCCUCGCCGCCUCCGUCGAGACGCAACGCCUCCUCUCGCCCGGCAUGGGCGGCCUGCGCCCCGCCCAGACGCCGCUCGGCGCGCCCCUCAUCCUCUCGCCGCGCAUGUCCGUCCCCACCACGGCCGCCUCGCUGCUCAACGGCGCCGCCCCGCCUCCCGGCCCCCUCGACCCCCACCAGCUCAUCUACGCCCCCUACGGCGACUACGCCAAUUACGCGGCGCUGGCGGCCGCUGCGGCCACGCCCCUGCUGGCCGAGUACGCUACGGCGGACCAUUCGGAUGUUCGUCCCUAUGAGAAUCAGUGUGGUCUAUAUACUAUUUAUCUACUCUAAUUUUAUACUCUUAUAUACAUAUGAACAUAAUAUAUUUAUCGUUUUUUUUUACAAGUUAGUACGUCUAGUUCAGAGAAAACAAUUUAUUGUGUGCUAUAUUUUAUCCAUGGAAAUUUAG